AUGAAAUCCAGUGAACGAUUCAAUCGUUUCUACGCAAACCAUUUCAAGGAUACACAAGAGCUCAGACUCAGGGAUUCAGUGCUCAGCCGUCAGAGCCUAUGGAAAUAUCAAACAAGUGGUUUGACAUCACGGCUGACGACAAUCGCGUUUGCCUUUCCUCUGGUGAAGGCGUGGGGAAGUCGUAACCCAAAGGACGAAGAGAGGAAAGUUCUGGAGGAAACGGACCGUCUGUUCGAUGACAACCAAUUCGACAAACUCUACGAAAUACUGAGAUCCCAGCCCUCGUGGUAUGACAACUGCGAUGUCUUGUGGCGAGUGGCCAGAUGUGAGUUUCAUCUGAGCAAACGACAGCCAGAAAAGAGCAAAGAGGCCGUCGCUCUGCUGGAGGAGGCGCACAGACAUGUCAUCAAAGCCCUGGAACUGUGCCACGAGUGCGGGCCCGCACACAAGUGGGCGGCGAUACUACUGAACGCUGUGUCCACUCUGAAGGGCAGCCGUGAGAAAGUGGAACAAGUGUUGAAUGUGAGGAUACAUAUGGAGAAAGCCAUCAAAUACUCGCCCAACGAUCCGACCGCUCACUACCUGUUAGGCGAAUGGCAUUACUCUGUGAAUCAGGUCUCGUGGGUCGAGAGGAAACUGGCCGGUGUCAUAUACGGGUCACUACCGGAAGCCAACCUUGAGAUCGGUCUACAGAUUCUCGAGAGGGCCGAAGAGAUUGAGAAAGACUUUUACUCCAAGAAUAAAGUUCUGAUCGCAAAGACAUUGGUUGCUCUGAACCGAGACAUCGAAAGGGCUAAGUCUCUGCUGAUUACAGUGAUUGGCAGAUAUAAGACAUCAACCAAAUGGGAUGACAUCGAGGUAUAG
Oppiella nova is the source of this 864-nucleotide messenger RNA. NCBI's taxonomy places the organism in Eukaryota, Metazoa, Arthropoda, Arachnida, Sarcoptiformes, Oppiidae. The record is from the annotation of a GenBank genome assembly.